Molecule: messenger RNA, 350 nt
Organism: Racocetra persica
Lineage: Eukaryota; Fungi; Glomeromycota; Glomeromycetes; Diversisporales; Gigasporaceae
Source: the annotation of a GenBank genome assembly
AGCAUGUUCCGGAAACAUCCGACGAACCUACAUUUGAAGACGUCAUGACUUUAUGGAUUGCUGUAAUGCUUUGGUGUGCACGACUGUUAACGAGUCAAGACCCACGGGUGCGACUACGGCGUGCUGCCUGUGAAGGCAACCUUCACCUUAUUAAACGGCUGAUUGCAAAAACUAACUUGCAAAAUCCCGACCCUGUGAAUGGCUGGACUACUUUAAUGUAUGCUACUCGUUACGGCCAUGAUCGCGUUGUGGAAUACCUUCUCAAUAAUGGCCAUGAAGAGAUUGAGCUCUCUAGAGAUUUUGAUAACAAUACAAUAUUGAUGGUUGCUUCGCAAUAUAAUUUCGUAGAA